Corylus avellana is the source of this 1018-nucleotide messenger RNA. Its product is annotated as ethylene-responsive transcription factor ERF011-like. Gene Ontology annotation, biological process: regulation of DNA-templated transcription. Gene Ontology annotation, molecular function: DNA binding; DNA-binding transcription factor activity. The record is from RefSeq and is a predicted model, not a curated record. NCBI's taxonomy places the organism in Eukaryota, Viridiplantae, Streptophyta, Magnoliopsida, Fagales, Betulaceae.
ACAAGCUGAGUGGCCAAGUAGUAGUAGUAGAAACAAAGAACCCCCCACCCCCUCCAGGCCCCAUCUCUCUCAAAAACCGCACUGGGUUUUUUCUUCUACUCGUUGAAAUUCUAGUAUUUUGAUGAAGAGGAUUAUUUGCUCGCCCCCUCUAUAAUCCAGAGAGAGAGAGAGAGAGAGAAGAAAAGGGGUUUUUUAGGUUUUUUUUUUUUUAGUUUUUUUCCAGAGAGAUGGAAGGUGGUGAAGGAGGAGGAGGGGGAGGAGGAGGAGAGCGAGAGGAGAAUAGGAGGAAGAGAGGGGUUGAGAUCUGCGAGAGACCCUACAAGGGGAUAAGGAUGAGGAAGUGGGGGAAGUGGGUGGCUGAGAUUAGAGAGCCAAACAAGCGUUCAAGGAUUUGGCUCGGUUCCUACUCCACCCCCGUGGCGGCGGCGCGCGCUUACGACACCGCCGUUUUCUACUUGAGGGGACCCUCGGCUCGGCUCAACUUCCCAGAGGUUUUGGCAGCCGAAGUUGCCGGUGGCGCGGCGCUUGGGGAGAACAUGUCCGCGGCUUUCAUAAGGAAAAAGGCGACCGAGGUGGGCGCUAGAGUCGACGCGCUCGAGACGGCUCUGCAUCAUCCGCAUCACCACCACCACCACCAUCACCAUCAUCAUCAACAUCAACUUCGGCAUGUAUCGCCGGCGACGAGCGAGUUCGAGUCUUGUGGCGGGUUGGUGGAGCGGGUCGACUUGAAUAAGGUGCCCGAACCGGAGAACUCGGAGUCGGAGUGGGAUGAGAGGAAUUAGUGGAAAACUGGAAUUGGAAAGUCUACUGCUUUUCUUUUUUAUGUGGAUUUGUGGGGGUGGCGCUAACGUGCGCGCCAUGGAGGUAUGGGAGUGACGGCUGAAGAAAUGAUGAGGCCCUCUGUUUGUAGUGUACUGUACCUUUUUCAUUAGCCCUAUUUUUAUUUUUCUUUCUUUGUUUUUAAUCAAAGAAAUUUUGGCCCUGUAAAAAUUGUAAAUGUAAUAUUAUUAUCAGAAUA